This is a messenger RNA of Suillus paluster, 1110 nucleotides long. RefSeq lists its product as uncharacterized. The record is from RefSeq and is a predicted model, not a curated record. NCBI's taxonomy places the organism in Eukaryota, Fungi, Basidiomycota, Agaricomycetes, Boletales, Suillaceae. The coding region runs from base 1 to 1110 and encodes 369 amino acids. The transcript has 6 exons.
AUGCUUCGAGGUCUCACUCCCACCAUUGCGACCAUUGUGCUGGUGUUUUUAAUCGACUUCACGGCCGCAGGAAACACCACUUGUGCAGGGAAUAUGACACAAUGGUACACAGAUGCUGUAGGAGAAACAGCAUCGAUCGACCUAAAGAUCAAGUCCCAAACUUUCGACCGAAUACUCCAGGCGAUCAAUGUGACGAUCAAUUACGCAUUGGUGCAUACGGGUUAUAUCGUUCUCCAUCUGGACCGUUUUGUAGUCCAGGAACGAAUCAAUAGUAAGCAUCGUGGUGCUGAAGUUCCGCUUGCUAGUUGUUUAAGUGGUUUCUUGUCCAGGCUUCCUAGUGACAUACAGGCGGCAGUUUGCAACAAAGACAUCAAAAUCGCCAAUUUCUUAUACGACCUCUUCUGGAGUGACGGCCCAUGGUUCUAUACACACCGAAGUGUAUACACCAUGAAUACCGCUUCCAAGGACGAAGCGGCGACAAACAACAACAUGUAUACCCACUGCAACAGCACGACAAGCUCAACCUUGAGCUCAAGCGCUAGUCACAGUACAAGCGCUAGUUACAGUACAAGCACUACCUCAGCGGCCCCAUCCCAAACAUCAACCGCUGCGCUUGUAGAUUCCGCAGAAAGUUCUAAGGUCCCCACAAUUGUAGGUGCUGUAGUCGGCAGCAUAGUCGCGCUAGUCGUGGCUGUCAUAGUAGCACGAUCACGCUGGCGUAAGCACCGACGAAGGCUUGUCCGCGUUCCAUUGGAUACCUAUAGCCUACAUGCACCCGCGAUGGCAGUGACGUCGCCAUAUACACUUACUGAACCCAAUUCAGACACGGCACCAGGGAACCCGACGUCGUACGGGUUCAAAUAUUCACGCAAUCGGGGUCAUCUACCAACAUCAAGCAAUCUCCCCUCGACAUCUCCCUCCACUACUGCACUAGCCACGACUGCUAGUGAAAGCGGCCAGAGCUCAUCGAACCUUCUUAGAAAUGCAAACUCUUCCGUCAGCGCGUCUAGGCACGAGGACGCAGGGGUUGUUUCAACUCUUAUGCGCUCAGGGUCUGGAAGAUUGCCUCCAGCGUACGACCCGAGCUGGGAAUUUCGCUCCGGCGGCUGA